CUUGGGCAGCGAUGGCUGGAGAAGGUCAAGAAGCAGGCUCCCGAGCUCAAGACGAUACUCGCACAGCGCAAAGAAGUCAGCCGUCACGCGGCCGAAAAUGACCCGCUCAGGCUGAAGAAGCUCUACGACAAUAUAGAAGAAACGGACAGGACAUACAAUAUCAAGCCGAGUAACAGCUGGACCAUGGACGAGACGGGAUUUCUGCUCGGGGUGUCGUGUCGAGAGCACGUAAUUAUAUUUCGGAGGCGAGAUGCGACUGGAAAGACCAUAUCGGGGUCUGGGAAUCGCUCUCAGAAUCGAGAGAUGUUGACGUCGAUAGAGUGUGCCUGCACGGAUGGUGAACCUUUGGAACCAUGCUUCAUCAUGAAGGGGAAGUACGUUACGCACGGCUGGGUGAAAGGGAGCCCGAUGGAGAACGCUUGGGUGGGAUCAUCCGAGAGUGGGUGGAUCGACAACAAUCUCGCGUGCCUGUGGCUGCAACAGUGCUUUGAGCCAGCUACAAGAAAGAAACUCGCGCAUCCCGACGAGUGGCGGCGUCUCAUCUUCGACAACCACGAGUCACACAUCUCUGUCGAGUUCCUCGAAUACGCGCUUGAUCACAAGAUCAUCUGCGUAGGUCUCCCCCCCAAGACCUCCGCCAUUACAGCUCCGUUAGAUGUUGCUGUCUUCUCAGCGUACAAGGAUGCCUACAAGCAAGCAGUGGGGGAGGAAGUGAAGGCGGGAGUUGCGAUCACAAAGCAGGACUUCACUCGAAUUCUGCCCAAGGCCAGGAAGCGCGCGUUCACGCGUGCCCGCAUUGUUGACGGCUUCGAACGCACGGGCAUCUACCCCCUCAAUCGGGAAGCACUACCAGUCAUGCGUCGCUAUUACGAGUCGCUACGAGCUACUCCCCGCGAGUCAACACCAUCCACACCUCCACCACCCUCCCCUUCGUCAUCAUACGACCCUCUACGACCAAGCAGAGCGCUUCAUCAUCUCUCGGAGCUCGUUCAGGAUCCAGGCUCAACACCGACAAAGGCUAUUCACACCGCUCAAGAACUUGGGACGGAGCUCGAGCAUGCUCGUACACGCACGGCCCUUCAGUACGACCGCAUACGCGAGCUGCAGCAGCACGAUGAGGGACGCAAUAAGAAGCCAGAUCGUCGGCGCGUUGAAGGGGAAUCGCGCAUUUACAGCAUCCGCGAAGUUGAAGAGAAGCGCGCGGAGAGAGAUCGUCGGGAUGCCGAGAAGGCGGCGGGUCGUGGAAGAGGCCGUGGCCGUGGUCGUGGCACGCGUGGUGGUCGUCGUGGACGCGGUGGACGCGGUGGGCGCGGUGGGCGUGGUGGGGGCGGCGGACCGGGUGGGGCAGCUCGCCGGGACUUUGCGCCGUCCCCGAGCAUAUCCAACACCUCAUCAGACUCGGAGGCGUCUAGCGAGGGCGACGAGAUCGCAGACGAUGACGAACUGAUGGACGCAUUCAACGGAAAACCACCUGAACUCAUUGUCGAGGCGACGGCCCCUCCGGACAAGGAGAACGAGGAUCCCAAUGAAGCUCGUGCUCUAUCCUCCACACCAGACACCCAGGAGAGGCCCUUGAAGCGCCGUCGAGUAGCAGUACAACGGUUUGGAGACCCGGUAAUGGGCAGAGACCUCCUUGACCUAGCGUAAAGGGCGUCUCGGGGCUCACUCCAGCGGUGAUCAAAGUCCUGAAUCCUCAAAUUUGUACCUAUUGCUACCAUACUCUAUAUGCGU
Schizophyllum commune H4-8 is the source of this 1731-nucleotide messenger RNA. RefSeq names its product DDE-domain-containing protein. NCBI's taxonomy places the organism in Eukaryota, Fungi, Basidiomycota, Agaricomycetes, Agaricales, Schizophyllaceae. The transcript is spliced from 5 exons. Gene Ontology annotation, molecular function: DNA binding. The annotation marks the transcript as partial. Gene Ontology annotation, cellular component: nucleus. The record is from RefSeq and is a predicted model, not a curated record.